This is a messenger RNA of Bombyx mandarina (wild silkworm), 4291 nucleotides long. RefSeq lists its product as uncharacterized. The record is from RefSeq and is a predicted model, not a curated record. NCBI's taxonomy places the organism in Eukaryota, Metazoa, Arthropoda, Insecta, Lepidoptera, Bombycidae.
UGUUAAUGUAGGAGUGAUGAUGAUGAUGAUGGGGCGGGUCUACCCCCAUGAAGUAGGGGAGGGAUGGACGCCCCCCCAGAUGUUAUCUUCGUUCUUCCCUCUUCUUCCUCUUCUUCCCCAGCCGCUGCCGCUCCACCCGCCGUCGCCGACCGUCCGCAGUCCCCCGUGAGAUUGUUUUUUCUCCGUUCCAUUCCUGGUUACCCAAAAAUUUAGGUCCCGCAGUAAUGAGUUUUUUUUCUUUUUUUUUCCUUUAAUUAUUUUUGUAAAUUUCACACUGUUGGUCUUAACGGCUACACUAUGGGCUACAGAAUGGGGGAGAUGGAUUUGCGACGCCGCCGGCGAUGCGAGGUCAGCCUUCCAGGACACUCACAGGACAAUAUGGCAAUAACAAUGACCUAAACUUUAGAAAUAUCAACAACACAAAAACAAAUACAAACACAACAAAAACAAUAAAAGGAGCAAACGAAAUAAAAGGAGCAAACGAAAAUUCAUCACAACAAUCAUCGAAGAGCAAUUGUCAAAACAAUUGCUUUGAGAUUGAAUUAGAUAAUAACAUACUAAUAUCAAUACAUAAAACAUGAUCUUUAGACAACCUUAACAUAGGAUAGGAGGAAGGCCGAUCAAUCCAGUUGAGUCCCCGCGGCAAAAAUUGCGACGGAGGUCCAAUCCGGCUCCCAACGUCGACGGCGUCGCACUUGGACUUGCUGGGUGGGUGGGGAGACCGCAUUCCGGCCCCCAGGCAAGAGAAAAAAAGACAGCCCCCGGGAAAGAGGAGGGGGCUCCACCCCAACGGUGGGGGUAGACCACUUGACUUUUCGCCUCGAUGGAGCCCUCUCCUCCACAAUUCCGCACAAUCCACGGGGGCGGGGGAAGAGGGCUGCAGCUCGGCGUCAGGCCCCUUGGUGGGGCUGUAAUAAGCACCCUCCUUUACGUGAAGGGGCAGGCUUGCGCUCCUUACCGGGGAGCGUUAGUGCAGGCCCCUGAAGGGGAACCCGCCAGACCGGUAAACGGUUGUGGGGUCACAGGUGAAACCCAUCCCGACGGAGACACUCAUAGGUACUCUCCGGCCUCACAGCCGAUGAGGAUCUUUAACUCCGAACGAUCGUCGGGGGCACCAAUAGUUCCCGCGGCAGGGCCUUACCAUCAGGUGGUCUGGCGUGCAGCGGGGCUAUAUUGCGGAGGUGCUCAUGGGGGCUGCAGCUCGCUCGUACAUGUUACGUGCGAGUCUAAUUACAAACUCCAUGAGCGACUCCACAUCUAGGUCCCGGGCGAUAACGUCAUUUCUGACGUACCGCCCGGCCCCGACGAUAUUACGGAAGGAAAGAUUCUGCUGGGCCUGUAACCUAGAUCGCUGGGACGGCGACAGUAUUUGGUACCAGGCCGCAGCAGCGUAUGUGAAGCGGGAGCGGACAUAUGUCUUGUAAAUAGCGAGCUUAAUCCUGGUCGGAAGCCCGAACGCCAGCACCGGCCGCAGCAUGAACCUGGCCGCGCUCGCCGAACCGAUGAUUCGGCUGGCGUGCGCCGCCAUGCUCAGUGAGCGGUCGAUGUCGCACCCGAGGUACCGGACCUUCGGCUUAAACUCGACACACCUCGGAGAUUGAGCUUCUUGGGGAUGACUCUGAUACGGACCGGACCGUGGAGGAGCGCCGCAGUCUUACCCACGUUGACCGCGACUUUCCAACGGUCCAGCCACUGGGGCAGUAAGUCCAGAAGCCUCUGCAUCCUCAUUAUGGCUGCAGAUGGGAACGGGGAGGACGCGAAGUAGGCAGAGUCGUCAGCGAACAGUGCCAACAUCAUGUCCUCCUCUCACGCUCGAAGGUUGUCCUUCAGCGUGGGAAUGUCGUUCGUAUAGAGGGCGUAGAGGAUAGAACACUACCCUGUGGGACCCCAGCCGAUACUACACGCACGGAGGACCGUGCGUUCUCGACCGCGACAAAGAAGGAACGACCCUCCGUGUCAUUGCUGACACGAUUGAGUGAGGGAGAUUAGUAAGUGCAGGGCGAGUUAUACCGUCCUCGCCAGGGGCUUUGCGCCUUUUCAUCAUUUUGAUGAGGGGGAGGGGGGAGGGGUGGGGUUUCGUGGGGAGGCGAUUGCCAAAGUCGGUGCCAGACCCGGUCCGGAUGGGGACCCCUCAGCCUGCCGGCUCCCGGAGCCGACCCUUAUUGGGUCACGCCUAUGUCUAUUUUGGAACCCAAUAGAUCUGCCCUCCAACCCGACCACCACUCCACGGAUACGCAGUCAAUACUCGCAAAUGUGUUUAGUGUGGUAAAAAAAAAAACUAAAAACGUACAACGAAUACAAGAGGUACCCCUCUUACGCUCGAUCGGGUCUGCCGGACGCACAGACCAGAACGCUGUCGUUGGGGGUAGAUUGUAGCACCAGUCUGUACAAGCGCUGAUUGAAUGGAGACCUAGUCCAAAGACUGUGUAAAUAUAUAUGUAUAAGUAUACCUAUUCCUAUACCCGGUUAACAUGGACUACUCCAGCGUAUAUCGACAGACCGAAGGCUACAGAUUUGACGGUUCCGAAAAAAUUCCGGUACCGUGAAAUCCCACCUUUCCAGUCAGCCACACCACACCCGUGAAGCAACCCAGUCAACCAAAUAAUUAAUGCUAAAUAACAUAAACUACAACCUAAACAAAUAACACUUGUAAAACCUAUAAACAAAGGUGAUAGCGGGAACACUAGGGUGUGUGUUUUAGUGGGGUGCUGGUAGGCCAGCACCCCACUAAAACUACAAAUAACAAGGAAACUAGAGCGACUGGGCAAACAAUAGAGCGAGCGAGGCGGCCAAGAGAACAAUAGACACCCACCGCGCCUCGAAUUUAUCACAGUACUAGACGAGCGCGCGUGGGUUGCCAUAAACAGAGGGCCUACCUCGCUGCAAAAUUCAGUUGGAGACAGCGCGCCGACGAGUCAAGACCUCUCCGGGAGAAGAACAAACAAGAAGAGACUCGCGCCUACGCCCUGCGCCGGUCAAGCCACGAGGACCGUGUGAACGCCAUACUGAGCCUUCGUUAUUUUCCCCGAAGCAAUCCCAGCACCCGUUCCGCGACAGCCACUGCGGCAAUACUCGAGCUGCCACGUUUCAACGUAAGAAGUCUAAAAAUCACACGUGGUGGCCGAAACCUGAGCGGUAGCCGUCCGAAAUAUUGGUCCUUCGAGAGCCGGAUUCGUUUGGGGAAGACCGAAGAAAAUUUAAGAUAGAAGAAAUGGUGCUCACACGGUCCGAGACAGCAGCGACAGCCUAACUCAAGAUGGCGCCAAUCACUGUCAUCGGACCGGCGGGAGAAGCGGAUACGUGGGUUCUGUUGGAUGACGGGUCAACCAUCUCGUUGAUCGACGAUGACUUCGCGAGACGAGUCGGCGCGAAAGGACCGGUCGAACCUCUCUUCAUCACUGCCAUCGGGGACAACAAUAGACGCAACACGCUCACGACGCGUCCCGCUGAAUUUAUGCGGACGCACGGGGGAACCGCAAGAAUUACACCUACGGACAGUCAACGGCUUGAAGUUGACACCACAGCGACUGAACAACGAAGUCCUCGCGUCGUGCCAUCACCUCACCGACCUCCGGCAUCACUUAAAAACGAGCUACGCCUCGCCGAAGAUUCUGAUCGGCCAAGACAACUGGCACCUGCUGGUGACGGAGGAGAUGCGGACGGGACGACGCGAUCAACCGGUGGCGUCUCGUACUCCACUCGGGUGGGUCUUGCACGGAGCACACCCGGGAGGCAGGAGACAGCGCGUCAACUUCGUGGCUCACGCGACGACGGUUGACACAAACAUGGACGAAGCCCUCAAACACUAUUUCGCGAUCGAGGGACUCACCGUCGCCGCCAAGACGCCGAAGAACGAUCCAGACGAGCGCGCGCUGAAGAUUCUUCGGGAUUCCACCCAGCAACGACCCGACAGCCGUUACGAGACCGCACUGCUGUGGCGUGAAGAGAACUCAAAGAUACCCAACAACUUUGAAGCAUUAAAUCGCCUCACGUCCGUGGAGAAGAAACUGGAGAAGGAUCCAAAUUUGAAAGAGCGCUACAGGCAACAUAUGAACGCACUGGUAGCGAAGGGAUACGCCGAAGUAGCUUCGUCGACGGGUACGAAGGACCGAACCUGGUACCUGCCACACUUCGGCGUGACGCAUCCAAUGAAACCGGAGAAGAUUCGCAUCGUGCACGACGCCGCUGCGAAGACCAGAGGGAAGAGUCUGAACGACUUCCUGCUCACCGGCCCGGACCUGCUGCAGUCGCUGCCUGGAGUAAUGAUGCGCUUCAGGUAGCACGCCGUCGC